ACUAGGAAGUUCCAACACAACCCACUUCGCUAGACGUUGUGCUCGGAAGCUGAAUAUCCCUCGUUGGCUUCUUUCUUUAUAAACAAAGCGAAACAGUUGUAUUUGGUUUGUUGGAAUAUCGUUUUAUGUAGGACCAAACAGCCUCAUUUUUACUUUGUAUCCUAUGUUUGUGCUGGAAUGCAUUAUUAUCGUUUGUGUUAGCUGUCUAGCUAACAAGCCAGCUGGCUUGCUAACAAACCAGCUAUCAGCUAAGGUUGUUUUGAUUAUUAUUGUGAACAGUAGCGUUACAUCUACGGUGUCUUGGCUCAGUUGUCCAGAGCUAUUACACGCUGAACGUUUUUUCCCAUAUAGUCCAGUGGAAUGGGGAAAUGAUUUUAUGUCUUACAAGCUACGAAGUAAAAGAUACAGUUCAUGUAAAACGUGAAUAUAGCACCAGCUAGCUGGUAAGCUAACUUUCACGUCAAACGGCAGUCGCCUUACUUUCGCUCUCACUGCUGGGGACCCUCUGUUCGUCCCUUACCCUGAACAGUGGAGGUCUGGCGAGCUUAAAAAGCUCUCUGUGAAUCGGAUCCAAUGCGUGGGAUGAUGGGGACCCAGAGUAGUCCUGUCAAGAGUUACGAUUAUCUCCUGAAAUUUCUUUUGGUGGGAGACAGCGAUGUCGGAAAGGGAGAAAUCUUGGAAAGUUUGCAAGACGGAUCUGUAGAGUCUCCUUAUGCAUACAGCAGUGGGAUUGAUUACAAGACCACCACGAUUCUGCUGGAUGGGAGAAGAGUGAAAUUAGAGUUAUGGGACACAUCAGGGCAAGGUAGAUUCUGCACCAUCUUCAGGUCUUACUCUCGUGGAGCACAGGGCAUUGUGCUCGUAUAUGAUAUCACUAAUGGCUGGUCGUUUGAUGGCAUUGACCGCUGGAUUCGGGAAAUUGAUGAGCAUGCCCCCGGUGUGCCCAGGAUUCUGGUAGGAAACCGACUUCACCUGGCUUUCAAGCGGCAGGUGCGAACGGAGCAGGCAAGGGCUUAUGCAGAGAAGAACAGCAUGACUUUCUUCGAGGUCAGUCCGCUCUGCAAUUUCAACGUCAUUGAAUCCCUCACAGAGCUUUCACGCAUUGUGCUGAUGAGGCACGGGAUGGACAAAUUUUGGAGGCCCAACAAAGUCUUCAGCCUCCAAGAUCUGUGCUGCCGUUCGAUCGUCUCCUGCACACCGGUGCACCUCAUUGACAAACUGCCCCUCCCUGUGGCCAUUAAAUCCCGCCUCAAGUCUUUCUCUAUGGCCAACGGCAUGAAUGCAGUCAUGAUGCAUGGACGCUCCUAUUCGGUGGCCAACAGUGCAGCCUCAGGUGGUAGCAGUGGUGGAAGCAAAGCCAACAGUCUCAAACGCUCAAAGUCCUUCAGGCCUCCACAGAGUCCUCCAAAGAACUCUUCGUCCUCCUCCAAGGGGAACUGUAAGAUUUCAUAGUGAAAAAGUGGACUAAUGGUUGCCUCCACAGGACCAAUAUUAAAGGUGUUGUUGCUCCACAAGGUCACGAAGCCAGAGACGAGCAUGGAGAGCUGCAAGCUGUCUUCAUCGGAAACGGAUAUAGCUGCGAACUUACGUUGACCUUUGGGAACUGCCUUGGAUGGCUGGGUUGUUUUCUGUUCUCUUUGCGCUUGCCGGUGCCAUCUUGUGGAUGUCCGUUUACUCUUACUCUUUACUACAGAGGCUCACUGUGAUGAAGUAGAACAAGAUUUCCCUGGGACCAACGGAUGUGAAUCAAGGAUUAUCACUCACCUGUUAACACUACAAAUGAGUGGAGGGACAUUAGCUAGCUUUUACGUGGAACGGGAUUGUUUAUUGGUAUUUAAAGUUGACUUGAAGUUGUAAAUAUACUGUAUGUGCUGUUGUUUUGGUCUGUGUUCAGUGAUUGUUCUUGGGGAGGAGCUUCUUGCUCUUGUUUUGUCUUGAAUGUGUCGGGAGCUUUGAUGCUCUGAUGUAAGACUUAUUUGUGUCUCUUAUGCUCUUCGCCUACCGUAGAAAAUUCCCUUUACAACCUCAAGGGUGCUGAGCUACUUAUUUAAAACUCAGAUUAGUUAAGUUUUACAUAAGACCGGCAUAAAUUGAAUGUCAUGAGCAUGCAGGGCUAGUUUCACAGAUACACUAGUACCGGACUUAAGAAAAAUUUAGAUGAGUAAUCAACUGAAAACAUUCUUAUUCUAGCACUAUUGACUCUGUGAAACUGUCCAGCAAAGUCAAGCCAAAUCGUCUUGUUUGCAAAGGUUUCCUGUGGUGCCCCUAAAUUUCAGCCCAAACAAAUUCACCAUCCCUCUCCAUCAGUCAUUGGUUCAGACAUCUGUUGACUUUCUAAAAGCAUUUAUGCCCCUAAAUCUAAUAUUCUUAGUUGUAUCAUUGCCUUAAAUGGUUUAAACUAUCAACAGCAUGAUCAAUUUGAAUCUGUUAACUCCUGGGGAAAUUCAAAAAGUGCUCGGAACUGGUGAGGAAACUUUGUGCAAAUCCAGAUGUACAGCUUGUUUGCUCAAUUAUGGCAUUUUGCCUUCAGAAUGUUCCGCAACGCAGGAUAUGGGUGUGAGGAACAUUUUAAUUUGAAUGCUUUUUGGAUAUUUUAUGUAUAUGCUAUGUAUUUAUGAAUGUAAAACAAUAUCCAUCUGCUACUUUCUUUGUGGCCAUGUGGGACUGUAAGAAUCAGAGGUGGAAAGUCACUGGGUAUUUCUGCUACUGUAAUAUUUUUAAUGAGCAUUGCUCCUUGUCUGAAUAUUUGUACUUUUGCUGCUUAAAUUAAUUCUAAUUUCCCAAGGUUCUUAAAAAUGUGUGUAUAAUAAUAGGAAGGAUUACAAUGGUUGUUUACAAAAAAUCUUUUUUUUUCUGGACACAAUGCAAUUACCAUGUAAUGUCAUGUGAACUUAGACUUUAGAAGUGGCACAAAUUCUUGUUGUUUUUAAAAAAAAAAAAAAGAUCCGAACUAACUAAUUUUUCUUUUAAAUAAUUGAAUAUUUUACAAUUUUUUUUUUUUAUUCUAUUAAUCUUAUAGAAAUUCUCAGUCUUCUUUCCAUCUCUGAUUCACAUUUGCUGUAUCUCCACAUCAAAAUUCCCAGUGUCAUGAGUGUAUGUAUGAAUAGGGUCAACGAGUGCAUAAAAAAUUGGUGCAUGUUCCAUGCUGGCGCCUGUUUUAUGUGGUGUAUGGUGUGAGACCAGUACAAUAGGCUAACAGAACUCUGGAGUGAACAUUGAAAGCACUAUAUGUAAUAUUUGAUAAGGGUUGUUGCUAUCAGAGCCCUGUGUCUAAAGGUUUGGAUACGGGAUGAAUAUAAUUUUGUCUCCACUGAAAACAGUCACCCAUCAAAAUAAAGGGUAAAAUUACAA
This is a messenger RNA of Xiphias gladius (swordfish), 3351 nucleotides long. RefSeq names its product ras-related protein Rab-40C-like. NCBI's taxonomy places the organism in Eukaryota, Metazoa, Chordata, Actinopteri, Istiophoriformes, Xiphiidae. The transcript is spliced from 6 exons. Gene Ontology annotation, molecular function: GTPase activity; GTP binding. Gene Ontology annotation, biological process: intracellular signal transduction; protein localization to plasma membrane. Gene Ontology annotation, cellular component: synaptic vesicle; endosome; plasma membrane. The record is from RefSeq and is a predicted model, not a curated record. Bases 574 to 1452 code for a protein of 292 amino acids.